Molecule: messenger RNA, 1102 nt
Organism: Phyllostomus discolor (pale spear-nosed bat)
Lineage: Eukaryota; Metazoa; Chordata; Mammalia; Chiroptera; Phyllostomidae
Gene: OCEL1
Product: occludin/ELL domain containing 1
Exons: 5
Coding region: 192-827 (211 amino acids)
Biological process (GO): bicellular tight junction assembly
Cellular component (GO): apical plasma membrane; bicellular tight junction; cytoplasmic vesicle
Source: RefSeq, a predicted model, not a curated record
GGGGAUCCCCGGGGACCUCUCAGGGGUGGUAUUCUGUGGACUCAUCGAGCCUCAGCGGGCGAGGUUGUGUCUGCGCGGGGGUUAACUCGAGCCAGGCCCGAGAAGCCAGCCGGCGUCACGGUCAUUUGCAUAGGCCUUUCCGGGUUAGGCAGCAGAGUGCUUUAAGGACCAAUCGCGUGUGUCUGUACAAAAUGAGCGGGGCUGUGGAACGCGCCGUGACUGCAGGCUCGAACCUGUUACCAGGUUCGCCACUCCGCGCGUCCACCCGCGGUGCCCUCCUUCAGCAUCUGGUGCCUCGAGGCCUUGAAACCAGCGGCCCCAGCUCCGUGUGCCAACCGCAGCCAGGAGCUCACAGGGCAAGGCCCAAGAAGAUUGUAUUUGAAGAUGAACUGCCCUCCCAGGCCCUCCUGGGCACCAAGAAGCCUUUUGGAUCCAUCCCUGAGGGGCAUAUGUCUAGGCCCUACCCAGUGCCUGACUAUGUGCUUAAGUACCCAGCAGUGACCAGUGAGAGGGAGCGGAGCUGCUACGCUGCUGUGUUUCAGGACCAGUAUGCAGAGUUCUUGGAACUCCGGGAGCAGCUGGGCUCUGCACAGAAAAAGCUCCAGCAGCUGAAGGCCCUGCUGACCUCACUGCCCCCUCCCCGAAGCCAGAAGGAGGCUCAAGUAGCUGCCAAUGUCUGGAGGGAAUUUGAGAAGAAGCGGACGGACCCCAUCUUUCUGGACAAACAGGCUCGCUGCCUCUACCUGAAGGACAAACUAAGGCACCUCAAGGCGCAGAUCCAGAAAUUCGACAACCGAGGAGACAGUGAGGGCUCUGUGUACUUCUGAGCUACCUGGCAGACAGGCGGAGGGACACCCUGGGGUGGGGGGUCCCACUUCACCCUCGCUUCUCUUUCUACCUCCUAGCCUUAGCUCUUGCUCUUUCGCCCACAUAGGGUAGCUUUCCCUGAUUGCAAAUGCCUCAGCCUUUGAGGCUUAGCUCUGACGACCCCUACUCAAGAAAUUCUUCCCAGGACCUUCUCCCAGACUCCCAACCCUGACCCCUGGAAGCAGGUGCUGCUUUCCAAUCCCAGUGGAAUAAACAUUUCUUAAAUAUAUUCUAU